AUGCCCGAUUCCUCUCGAACGCUUGCUGAUAUCGACGAGAUCGAUAGUGCCGAGCUAAGGACACAGCUCAAGAACUGGAUCGAAGAGGAGGGCAUCGAGGCAAACAUUCAGCUGCAGAUGAAGAAAAAUUUAAUUGAGAAAAUGAGCCGCACGGCGCUCGGCAAGAAAAUAGCUCUCAAAUUACAAACACAGCAAGGAAUCGUACUCUCCCCGCUGGUGCUCGUACUCAACACGCUCGUCGCCGAGUUUCUCUACACACAGAACUGCCACUUUUCAUUGUCCAUUUUCACCAACGAGGUGCCGUUCAAAAACACACUGCCGGACUUUACCCGGUCCACCAAGUUUCGAUUAAAUCGGGCCGAGCUGGGCGAAAUCUUCGAAGCACUCGGCAUCGAACACUACGAAGGGUUGGUGCAAAAGUACGAAAAGUUUGGCACAGACCAGGGCAGCCGUUCGUUACUGUACAUCGUGUUCAAAACAAUCCUAUCAGCGGUGAAGACGCAAGAAGAUAAACUACGCCGGCUACAGCGUUCGGAUAAGCGGAAACAAUCCGCCCGGACACUGUUCAAGCAGCUGGAAGUGGAAAAGCUGCACAAGAACGUGGAAAAGCUGCUUCACCGGGUAAAAGUGGUUGGGAAGUCGAUUGCCGAACUGGAAAAGUGUCAGCAGCAACAAACAGUUGAAAAUGAUGCAAAAAUCCUGCGGCAUACCGAUCAGGAGGAAAUUGUGAAACCUGAGGACGAACAAUCUGCCCGUUCGUUGCGUGUUUGUUCGGAAAAUGUUUCCAAGCUUGUGGAACGGUUAGAAUCGUGUACGAAGAUGUUCGAACAGCUAAUCGAAGCUGUGCGCCACCAACGGAAUGAAGAUGUUGACGAAAAGCAGGAAGAUGAAGAGGAUGAUGGGAAGGAACUGGGCGAACAACAUGAAUGUAAGCAGAAACAACAGCGAAAGUCUUACACCGAGUUCCUGCAUGAGCUGAAAACAACCGAACACGGUAAAAGGUAUGUGGUGAAACUACAGAAACAAGUUGCCAAACUGCUGGACAAAGAAAAACAACAAAUAGAAGCGAAAUAUAGAAAAGAGCUAAGGAAACUCGAGUUGCAACAUGAGGAAAGAUUGGAGAAAGUGCUAAGCACAAAACGAAGCGACAGUUCCCCUUUACCUGCACCACAGUCUGACCCAUGUGCCGUUUCCGUGUUACAGCACAUUGAUUCGCGAAGCGAGGAAAGCCAACAUUUUAUGCGGAAAAUAGACGAAAAACUUGACCAGCUAUACCGGCAGGAGCGAAACGUGGAUGAUAAACUGGCCACGCUUCGCUACGAUCUGCAACGUCAGGAGCAAAGACAAACCCAUUAUUUCGAAUCGUUAAAGGCGGCUAAAACGAAGGAAAGUAAGCUGCAGGUGCUGCACAAUGUGGAGAAGGAACUGAUGGCAACGUUUGAGGAUGAAACGAAUGCUAUCAUCCAGAAUGCAAAACAAACAAUUGAACAGCUGGAGAAAGAGAGCGAUAAAAUUAACCAUUCCUUCCAGCGGUAUUUGCAAAAGCAGCGUGAAGACAAACGGAAACUUAUCGACGAAAAGGUGCAAAUAUGGAACCGGUAUAAUGAUGAAAAGCUGGAAUUGAAUCAACGUGAGCUGUUAAAUGGGGCUGUUGAGGUAUCUCAGAGAGAUACUGAGCCUGUGUCGAUCAUACCAGAAGUGAAUGUACCCAUACAACUGCCCGAAAAGGGCACCCCAUUUGAGAACCCAUUCCGAUCGUUCGAUCCUCUCAAGUAUCUGAAACGAUCUCGCCCGAUUGAAAGCCACAUGGUGGAUGUUGCAACUGGCACAACAUCCAAUACAGGUAUUCAAACGUCGCAGGAAGAAGAGCCGAUCAAUAGAAUGCUAACGGAAGAACCUCGACCUCCGAGUAAUGUGCAGCUCUCGGAUGUAUUAGCGAAGGAUACCCGCGAGCUGCGUAAAAGCAUCGAAGAAAAUCUUCAAAAGUUAGACCAAAUGAGUCGAACGUACUCAAAAUCACAAAGCUCAUCUGAAAAGCGCACGUUUGAUGUCGUGCCUCAGAACCCGCCAGCACAACCAACGAUACAAAUGGUUGAACCAACAUCUAACAGAAGCUUAGAUGACUGUUCCAGCACCGAGUUGGGUUUAUCUGAUGGUGAAAUUGUGCUCCCAGUUGUCCCUGCGCUCCAAGCCGUCCAAAAACAAACGAAACAGUACACUUCGCAGGAACAGCAGGUCGAUAACAGUGGCCGCCAGCCAGGACAACAGCCAAAGACGAAUCCGCCUCAAGCUGUAAGCUACAGUGAUUUAUCUAUCAGCAGCAUUAGUGGCGUAAGCAAACUAUCCUAUGAAAAGAGCCAAAGCUUCGAUGGCGAGUUGGAUCGCAUUUCUACCGGUAUUCGUUCGAAUGCAUCACAGAACAGCUGGUCGUAA
Messenger RNA from Anopheles marshallii, 2433 nucleotides. Its product is annotated as trichohyalin. Lineage: Eukaryota; Metazoa; Arthropoda; Insecta; Diptera; Culicidae. The transcript has 2 exons. Bases 1 to 2433 code for a protein of 810 amino acids. The record is from RefSeq and is a predicted model, not a curated record.